UGAAGUCGUCUCUGAUCACAUGACCAGAGUCGCUCGGGUCGCAUCAGUGCACUUUCUGCUUUAAAAGUGGGGCGAAGGUGACAGUUCAGUGAGUGAGAUUCCUAAAAUUUGGAAGUAAAGCGUUUGAUGUAAUGCCAUCCCAUCUUACCAUGGGUAGGACACCUAGCUAGAGAAGUUACGCUAACAGCUGACUAUACUGUCCCGAAGAGACGCUAACCAGAGGGUGCGUCACUAUGGCCUUCGCUACCCGGCUUUUGUUCCUCUCGCGCUCUCUGGGGUCGCGCGCGCACCAAGCACCCUGGCGACUGGUUCCGAGAUGCGGCUUGAGCGCCGAACCCGCGGCCAGGCGCUACAAAGCCGUCAUUUUCGACAUGGGGGGUGUGCUGCUGCCGUCUCCCUACCACAAGGCAACUGAAUGGGAAGAGCAGAACGGUAUUCCGAAGGGCACGAUUGGCCAGGCCAUCAGAGCGGGCGGCGAAGGAAACGCCUGGAAGAAGUUCAUGCGCGGAGAGCUGGGCGCAGAAGAGUUUGUGGACGCGUUUGGCAAGGAGUGCUCACAAAUAGCAGGCUGCCCGGUGUCGGCCAGCUCCUUCCUGCAGGCCUUGACGACGGGCCCGAUGGCCCGCCCCCUUCCCGCCAUGAUGGAGGCGGUGCAGUGCGUGCGCGCGGAGGGUCUGAAGACCGCCGUGCUCAGCAACAACUUUCGCCUGCAGGGCGGCGCCACCUACCUGCCAGUUGACCGCUCCGCCUUCGACGUGGUAGUGGAGUCGUGUGUGGAGGGCGUGUGUAAGCCGGACCCCAGGAUCUACCGUCUGUGCGCGGACCGGCUGGGGGUGUCCCCAGAGGCCGCCGUGUUCCUGGACGAUAUCGGGGGCAACCUUAAAGCUGCAGCCCAACUGGGCAUGCGCACCAUUAAAGUGGAGGACCCUGUGGAGGCUCUGAAGGAGCUGGAAGGGGUUUUGGGGUUCCCCCUGUCCGGGUUCGUACCCGGGACCCGAACUGUGAGAGCAGCAAUGCAGCUUCCUGUUGACAAGCUCACCCAGUACCUGAAAAGUGUGCUACACCUGUCUGACACAGAGCCAAUCAGAAUCCGGCAGUUCAGCCACGGCCAGUCGAACCCUACGUACCUCCUGACCUGCGGGGGGCGCCAGCCGGUGGUCCUGAGGAAGAAGCCCCCCGGAGCUCUGCUACCAUCUGCGCACGCUGUGGAGAGGGAGUUCAGGGUCCUGAAAGCUCUGGGCAGUGCAGGAGUUCCGGUUCCUGAGGUCAUCGCUCUCUGUGAAGAUCCCAGUGUGAUCGGCACGCCCUUCUACCUGAUGGAGUACCGGGCGGGACGGGUGUUCCUGGACCCCUCUCUGCCGGGACUGCCCCCAGAGGAGCGCCGGGCGGUGUACGAGGCCAUGACCACCGUCCUCUGCCAAAUCCACCGCGUCGACAUCGGGGCCCUGGGCCUGGAGGACUACGGCAAGCCAGGUGAGUACGUGGCACGGCAGGUGCACAGGUGGACCCGGCAGUACCGGGCCAGCGAGACCCGCUCCAUCCCGGCCAUGGAGAGGCUGAUCGAGUGGUUCCCACGGCACCUGCCUGACAAACAGAGAACCGCUGUGGUACACGGGGACUUCAGGCUUGAUAACCUGGUGUUCCAUACUGACCGACCGGAGGUGGUGGCUGUGCUGGACUGGGAACUCUCCACUUUGGGGGAUCCUCUGUGUGACCUGGCAACCAGCUGCCUAGCCCACUUCCUGCCUCCUGACUUCCCCAUCCUGCGAGGGAUCAGUGAUCCGGGUCUGGCCAGCCUGGGGAUCCCCUCUGCAGAGGAGGUGUUUGGGCAGUACAGCCGCGCGAUGGGCCUGGCGGGCAUCGCCAGCUGGCAGCUCUACAUGGCCUUCUCCUUUUUCAGAGUGGCGGCCAUCCUCCAGGGCGUGUACAAACGCGCCCUCACAGGCCAGGCGAGCUCCGCCAGCGCAGAGAGCGCAGGCCGGCUGGCUGAGCAGAUGGCGGACUUGGCCUGGGAUUUCGCCACCAAGGAGGGGUUCCGCGUCUUUAAGGCCAUGCCUGGGGGGCCCCAGGGGCAGGGCAGCGCCGGCCCCUCCCAGGGGCGGGGCUUCUCCACCUGGACCGGGCGUGGGCGGAGCGGCACGACGGGAGUCCGCCCCUUUUCCUCUGCCCCGCCCUCUCCGGCCCCGCCCUCGUCCCGCCCCACUCCCCCCGAGGGGGUCCUGAUCGUCUCCCCGGUGGGGCUGCCCCCCCACGUACAGCGCCUGCAUCUCCUGCUGGGGCGCUUCCUGCAGGAGCACAUCCUUCCUGUGGAGCAGCAGCUCCGGGACCACCAGACCUCCCCCCAGCGCUGGAGCCCCCACCCCCUCAUGGAGGAGCUCAAGGCGAAGGCUAAGGAGCAGGGCCUGUGGAACCUCUUCAUCCCCAUGGAAACGGACCCCGAGGGCAGGUUUGGGGCGAGCCUGACCAACCUGGAGUACGCGCACCUGUGUGAGCUCAUGGGCCAUUCGCUGUACGCCCCUGAGGUGUUUAACUGCUCUCCUCCGGACACGGGGAACAUGGAGGUUCUGAUUCGUUACGGGUCGCCACGGCAGCAGGAGGAGUGGCUCUACCCCCUGCUGGAUGGAACCAUCCGGUCCUGCUUCGCCAUGACCGAGCCCAAGGUGGCGUCUUCGGACGCAGCGAACAUCGAGGCCUCGAUCCGGCUGGAGAAGGACUCGUACGUUAUCAACGGACACAAGUGGUGGACGUCCGGAGCGCUGGACCCCCGCUGCAAGCUGUGCGUGUUCAUGGGGAAAACCGACCCCUCUGGCCCCCGCCACCGCCAGCAGUCCAUGAUCCUGGUUCCCAUGGAUACGCCCGGGGUGAGGGUGGUCCGGCCACUUACCGUCUACGGGAUGGAGGAUGCACCGGGGGGUCACGGCGAGCUGCUGUUCGAGGACGUCCGCGUGCCGUGCGGUAACAUCCUCCUGGGGCCCGGGCGCGGGUUCGAGAUUGCGCAGGGCCGGCUGGGGCCCGGACGCAUCCACCACUGCAUGCGGCUGGUGGGGCACGCCGAGAGGGCGCUGGACCUCAUGAAGGAGCGGGUGAAGUCGCGGGUGGCUUUCGGGAAGCCCCUGGCGGAGCAGGGGACGAUCCUGGCGGACGUCGCCCGUUCGCGGAUGGAGAUCGAGCAGGCCAGGCUGCUGGUGCUGAAGACCGCCCACCUCAUGGACACAGUGGGCAACAAGGUGGCUGCGCCAGAGAUCGCCAUGAUCAAAGCCGUGUGUCCGAGCAUGGCUCUGGGAGUCAUCGACCGAGCCAUUCAGGCGUUUGGGGCGGCAGGCCUGAGCAACGACUCCCCCCUGGCGGUGUUCUACAGCUGGGCCCGGGCGCUGCGGCUCGCUGACGGGCCGGACGAGGUCCACCGCGCCGCCGUGGCCAAGAUGGAGCUGCGCCGGUGACCCGGGCCCCGCCCGUUACUCUGUCACCGCGGCGACCUCCCCGUGGGGAAAUCACGUACCACUAAAACAACGCGUCAAAGGCAUGCUGUGCUUUGUGUGAUUGUAUAUAUUUUGUAAUAUAAUAUAUUUUCGCAAUGAAAAUAAACAUUGUAAGUCUGACAAUGA
Messenger RNA from Anguilla rostrata (American eel), 3605 nucleotides. Its product is annotated as acyl-CoA dehydrogenase family member 10-like. Gene Ontology annotation, cellular component: mitochondrion; cytoplasm. The record is from RefSeq and is a predicted model, not a curated record. Lineage: Eukaryota; Metazoa; Chordata; Actinopteri; Anguilliformes; Anguillidae. Gene Ontology annotation, biological process: fatty acid beta-oxidation using acyl-CoA dehydrogenase. Gene Ontology annotation, molecular function: acyl-CoA dehydrogenase activity; flavin adenine dinucleotide binding. Bases 234 to 3440 code for a protein of 1068 amino acids. The transcript has 21 exons.